GACAGAGCCGUGCGCAGCGCAGCGACGGGGAGUAGCCACGUUGACAAGUGAAGCUGCACGGAGGAGGAGUGUCUUGCCUUGGAGUGAGCAAACCUACCAGCUGCCGUCUGUUUUCCGUGCUGGACUCGCGACUGCCCUGUUGGCGGCUGCGGCUCCAGAGCUAACAAUGUCUUCGCCGCCCAAAGUCAAAACAGAAACCCGCGCUGGACAUCCUCCCGCCGUCAAAGCUGGUGGAAUGAGAAUUGUGCAGAAGCAUCCACAUACUCCAGAUACCAAAGAAGACAAAGAUAAAGAUGAACAGGAAUGGGAAAGUGGCACCAGUCCACCUAAACCAACUGUGUUUAUUUCUGGUGUAAUUGCAAGGGGUGAUAAAGACUUCCCUCCAGCUGCAGCACAAGUGGCCCAUCAAAAACCACAUCCCUCUGUGGAAAAACUUCCUCCCCAACAUGUCAAUCAAUACAUCCAUCAGCCCCGUAAAUGAAUUGCUUCUUCCAGACCAGCCCUGGUGUUUUACAAAUGGAAAGAUUAAGAGAUUUCUACUACCAGAUCUUUUAAAAAUGGGUAUCUCCUGCUUUUGCCUUAAUUCCUAUGGUUUAACUUUAAAUGGUUUAAUAAAGGGGAGGGGAGAGUAGAAAGAGGGAAAAUCACUUAAUUUGUUCCCAGCUGAAAAGCAGAAUUUUCUGUACUGCCAUGAAAAAGGUUAUGUUCAUAUCAGUGCAACACACUGCAGAUAGUUUAGGUUAAUAAUUCCUUGGAAUAAUUAUUUUAAGCUUUUUCUAUUCUUUGGGUAUUGGCAUUCCAGGAACAUGUUAAGAAAGUUGUAAUGGCUUAUAACUUUUUCUUGCUCUUUUCUAAUGAAGUUUU
This is a messenger RNA of Notechis scutatus (mainland tiger snake), 864 nucleotides long. RefSeq names its product death associated protein (gene DAP). The record is from RefSeq and is a predicted model, not a curated record. Gene Ontology annotation, molecular function: death domain binding. Gene Ontology annotation, biological process: cellular response to amino acid starvation; apoptotic signaling pathway; negative regulation of autophagy. Lineage: Eukaryota; Metazoa; Chordata; Lepidosauria; Squamata; Elapidae.